This is a messenger RNA of Strongyloides ratti, 1251 nucleotides long. Its product is annotated as Transcription factor Dp. The record is from RefSeq and is a predicted model, not a curated record. The transcript is spliced from 3 exons. Gene Ontology annotation, biological process: regulation of cell cycle; regulation of transcription by RNA polymerase II. NCBI's taxonomy places the organism in Eukaryota, Metazoa, Nematoda, Chromadorea, Rhabditida, Strongyloididae. Gene Ontology annotation, cellular component: nucleus; transcription regulator complex. Bases 1 to 1251 code for a protein of 416 amino acids. Gene Ontology annotation, molecular function: DNA-binding transcription factor activity, RNA polymerase II-specific; RNA polymerase II transcription regulatory region sequence-specific DNA binding.
AUGUCUGAGAAUAUUGUGGUACAAUUACUCCAAAAAAACACUCCUUCUAAUAAUGGUGAAGAUGUUAUUGUAUCCGGUAUUACAGAAGAUAGGAAGCAACAGCCGCAACGGUUUUAUCAACGUAAUACUAACAAUGUACUCCCAAGAGUUGUGCAAAUACCUCAACAAAUAACUCCUAGAAAUUUACCACCUAACACUGUUGUCGUUACACCCAAAGUAACUGUCACUAAUCAACGAUCGAGUAACUCUGUCUUUUGUAAUUCUUCAUUGAAUAUCAGUAGUCUUAAACGGCCUCUUGAUUCAACUGCUCAAUCUAAUGAAUUUACAUCAUAUUAUAGAAAAUACAAUAAAAAUCCUGAUAAGUCAAAAGGUCUACGACAUUUCAGUGCUAAAGUUUGUGAAAAAGUUAAAGAAAAGGGAUCAACAAAUUAUUCGGAGGUUGCCGAUGAAUUAGUAAAAGAAUAUUUUGAUUCUUUACCAAGUCCUCCUGUUUCACAUGAGAAACAACAAUAUGACAUGAAAAAUAUUAGAAGGCGUGUUUAUGAUGCUUUAAAUGUCUUAAUGGCAAUGAACAUUAUUGAUAAGGAACGCAAACAAAUAACAUGGGUUGGCUUACCAACAUCAUCACUUCAUGAAUGUAGACGUUUAAUGGAUGAUAGAGUUCAGCGACUAGAGAGGAUAGCCAGAAAACGUGAACAAUUGUUAGAGACUAUGGCACAACUUGUAGCGCAUAAAAAUCUUAUAAAUAGAAAUAAAGAGUAUGAAAAAAGGAAUGGUCAUCCAGAUGAAAAUUCAAUAAUUGGUUUACCAUAUAUUAUUGUAAGUACAAGUAAAGAUACAACUAUAAAUUGUGAAAUAAGUGAUGACAAGACAGAAUAUACGUUAAAUUUUGAUUCUCCAUUUGAAAUUUUGGAUGAUAUUGUUGUUCUCAAAAACAAUGGUCUUUCGCUUGGUCUAGAAAAACCAAAUCCAUCAAAAGAAUUGGUAGACAGAUGUAAAUCUUAUUUACCUGACUCUGUACGGACGGCUGUUGAUAGAUUGCUGACACCUCCUGACUUUGAAGAUCGGAGUAUAAAGAUUGAAAGAACAAGUAGUACUUUUAAGUCGCCUCAAAAAGUUCCUGUCAUAAGAGUUCCUUCGGUAGUUCCAACGGUUGUUCCUUCAACAGUUCCUAGGAGACCUAUCUAUAGAGUGAGAAGAGAAGGAAGUACAAUAAGUUUAUUUCCAUUAAAAACAACAAUAAAACGUUAA